Messenger RNA from Rubroshorea leprosula, 4443 nucleotides. NCBI's taxonomy places the organism in Eukaryota, Viridiplantae, Streptophyta, Magnoliopsida, Malvales, Dipterocarpaceae. The record is from the annotation of a GenBank genome assembly.
AUUCAUGUAAAAAGUGAAGAAGCCUUGAUUACAAGUUCUGUUACUUGUUUCUCUUCCUGUGCUACUCUAUAAGCCAUGAAUUAAGCACUCAUCAACCCAAGAAGACAGAGAUGCAGUUCGAGGACAAGGGGAAUGAAAUUAAAGUGCCUAGUUCUGACCUAGGUCAGCCUUCAUGUCAAACUGAGAUAUCAGAGAUCCACAAUCUACCAAAUUUGCCAGCAGAGUGCCUUCAUAACCUUCAAGCACAACUAGCUGAAGAGGAAAGAAAGGCUAAUCAGAUCCCGAUAGAAGAGGACAUCGAAAUGUUGCCGAGAGUGGCUUUGCAAAGUCUGAAUCUGCGAACUGUGGCUACUGAAGGUCCAGCAGGAAACAUGAAAAAUGGUGUGAAAGUUGCAUGCCUUAUUAUCUCAGUAUCUGUAACUGGGAUUGUCGGCUUCCUUGCAGGAGUUCCAAAAACUCAUUCUUCCAUGACAAGCAAGCUCAUCUCCAAAUCAGGAAUUCUUUCAAUGAUUCAUGACAUUAGCCGUUGUUUUACUCCUCACUUUGUACUUGCUAAUAACAUGUUGAGCUAUUUUUAUGUGCCUAAAGAGAGGGAUUUACCGUUUACGUGGCUUAAUUUCAAAUUAGCUGGGGUUAACAUGGCUUUCAAAUAUCGCAAGCCCAAUUUUGUUGAAAAUUUGGAAGUCUCAUCGCAACCUUUGAAAUGGAAAUUUGGUUGCUGCAACUUUGUCCAUGCAACAUUUAUUGUGCAUGGUUGGAUUAUGACUUUGGAGCCCAUUGCAUUCAUUGUGGGUGGCUGGCAUUUGGCUAUAAAAGGCCAUUUGACCAUUCAGCAAAUCACACCAAGAAGAGCAAUCCAAAGCAAAGUGAGCUCUAGAAAAUACAAGAGUUUUGUGAGUGCUUUGGGUGAGGGGCUAUGGAAAGCACUAGAAAAGGAAGGCAGGCUACUGGAAACUCUACCAAAGGAAGAGAAGAUAGACUUGAAGGAGCGGGCGCUGAGUGCAAUUCAACUCUCACUUUCUGAUGAAGUCUUGGGGGAGGUUGCAGAAGAAAAUUCAACUUCUGCAUUAUGGUCGAAGCUGGAAGCCCUUUACUUAACCAAAUUAGUCAUUAACCGAUUAUAUCUAAAGAAACGGUUGUUCACCCUCAAUAUGAAUGAAGGUGGUUCCAUCAAAGACCAUCUUGAUGAGUUCAACAAGCUCAUUUUAGACUUGAAGAAUAUUGAUGUGAAGAUAGAAGAUAAAGAUCAAGCAAUUAUUGUUUUGUGCUUAUUGCCUGACUUUUAUGACAGCUUUGUUGAAACUCAUCUUCAUAGUAGAGAUCAACUCUCUAUGGAAGAUGUCAAGGCGGCCCUGAAUUCAAGAGAAUUGAAGAAGAAGGUGUCUGGAGACAAGAGUGGUGAUCAAGCAGCAGGAUUGGUCAUAAGAGGUAGACAAAAUAACAGAACUUUCAACAAGCGAGGAAAGUCUCGAUCCAAAUCAAAAGCCAAGCAUGCUCGAUGUUACGAGUGCAAUGAGACGGGACAUUUUAAGAAAAAUUGUCCCAAGCUCAAGGAGAAGAAAGCUGAAAAAUCUGGUGAUGCCAACAUUGCCAGUUUUAGUGAUAAUUUAGAUGAUGAAGAUUGUGUUCUAUCUAUCUCUACAAACUCCUCUGCCACUGGCACGGUGGUUCUUGGUGAUGAUACAACAUUGCCUAUUGUUGGAAUUGGCAACAUCCAGAUCAAGAUGUAUGAUGGGAUGGUCAGAACAUUCAAGGUUCGUCAUGUGCCGGGUUUGAAGAAAAAUCUCAUAUCCAUGAGUAAGCUUGACUCCAAGGGCUGUCGAUACUCUUGUGAAGGUGGAGUUCUCAAAGUCUCUAAAGGAGCUCUCGUAAUAUUGAAAGGGAAGAAAGUUGGUGAUAAAGAUGUAACUAGGUUAUGGCAUAUGCGACUUAGGCAAAUGAGUGAAAGAGGGAUGAUGGAGCUAAGCAAGCGGGGUCUUCUAUGUGGCCAGAAAAUUGGCAAUCUAGACCUUUGUGAGCAUUGUGUUUAUGGCAAGCAGUGCAGGUUGCAGUUUGGCAAAGGAGUUCAUCGAACUCAAGGCACAGUUGAUUGCAUUCACUCAGACUUGUGGGGUCCCUCGCCUGUUGCAUCAAAAGGUGGAGCUGUGUAUAUGUUGACUUUCAUCUAUGAUUAUUCAAGAAAGGUGUGGGUAUACACCUUAAAGAAUAAUGGUCUUGAGUAUUGUAGUGGUGAGUUUGAUACUUUUUGCAAGAAUAAUGGAAUUGUGAGACAUCACACUGUCAAGAUGACACCACAACAAAAUGGUGUUGCAGAAAGGAUAAAUCGUACACUCUUGGAGAGGGCACAGUGUAUGCUCUCAAAUGUUGGAUUAUCAAAGGACUUAUGGGCAAAAGCCGUCAAUCAUGCUAGCUAUCUUGUAAAUCGGUCUCCAUCCACAGCAAUUGGAUUAAAGACUCCAGAAGAAUUAUGGUCAGCUUCUCUUGUUGAUUAUUCACAGUUGAGGAUAUUUGGUUGUCCUGUGUAUGCUCAUGUUAGGGAUGGUAAACUUGAGCCAAGGGCAGUGAAAGAUGUAACCUUUGAUGAGUCUGUUAUGCUCCAAAAGGCAAAAGAGGAGUCUAAAAUUGCAAAGCCAGACCAUGGAGUUAGCAAGCAGGUGGAGUUUGAAGCAACAACUCCAAAAAAGGCAGUGCGGGACAAUAGUAUUGUCCAAGAGAAUCUAGAUGAGGUGCAAGAUUCAAAGCUAACAGAUACUCCAAUGGAGAUGGAGGCACCUGAACAAACACAACAACAGUAUAAUAUUGCUACUGGUAGACAGAGGAGGGAGACCAAACCACCUCAGAGAUAUGGCUAUACAGAUUAUGUUGCCUAUGCUCUAUCAGUUAUAGAACCAGUAGAGGCUGAGGAUCCCAACACGUAUCGGGAAGCAAUUACCAAACAAGAAUCUCCUUAUUGGCUUGCUGCCAUGACAGAGGAGAUUGAGUCUCUACAUAAGAACCAUACAUGGAAGCUUGUGAAGCCACCAAAGGGACAAAGAAUUGUUGGAUGCAAAUGGGUCUUCAGGAGAAAAGAAGGAAUCCCGGGGGUAGAGACACCCAAAUUCAAGGCCAGAUUGGUUGCAAAGGGUUUCACACAACGAAAGGGUAUUGAUUUCCAUGAGGUAUUCUCUCCUGUGGUGAAACACAACUCUAUCCGUGUUUUACUUGCCAUGGUUACUUUAUAUGAUCUAGAGUUAGAGCAGUUUGAUGUAAAGACUGCUUUCUUGCAUGGUGAGUUGGAGGAACACAUUUAUAUGUCUCAACCAGAAGGGUUCAUAGUUUCAGGAAAAGAAGAUCAUGUUUGUUUGCUCCAGAAAUCCUUAUAUGGAUUGAAACAGUCACCUCGGCAGUGCUUGGAGAUGGUUCUUGGGUUUACUUGCUUGUAUGUUGAUGAUAUGCUUAUUGCUGCCAAAAGCAUGUUAAUCAUUGAUGAUUUGAAGAAGCAGCUUAGUGGUGAGUUUGAGAUGAAAGACUUGGUUGCAGCUAAGAAGAUCUUAGGAAUGGAGAUUCACACGGACUGCAAGGGAGGUAAAUUGUUUCUCUCUCAAAAGAAGUACAUCGAAAAAGUACUUGAGCAGUUUGGCUUACAUGAAGCUAAGGCUGUGACUACUCCUUUGGGAGCACAUUUUAAGCUUUCAUCAAAUUUGUCACCAGAAACGGAGGAGGAGAAGAAGUUUAUGGCGCAUGUUCCUUAUGCGAGUCCUGUUGGGAGCUUAAUGUAUGCUAUGGUAUGUACUCGUCUUGAUAUUUCACAUGCAGUUAGUGUGGUUAGUCGGUUUAUGGCUAAUCCAGGUAAAGGACACUGGGAAGCUGUGAAGUGGAUCCUCCGAUAUUUACAAGGCACAAUAGAUGUUGGACUAGUCUAUGAUCGGAGUGCUAAUCCAAGUGGAAAUGUAGUCGGAUUUGUCGACUCUGAUUUUGCUGGUGAUUUGGACAAAAGGAGAUCAACUACAGGAUAUGUUUUUACUCUCUUAGGGUGUGCCAUUAGUUGGAAAGCUACAUUGCAAUCAACAGUCGCCUUGUCAACAACUGAGGUAGAGUACAUGGCAAUUACUGAGGCAAUAAAGGAAGCAUUAUGGCUAAAGGGUUUGGUCAGUGAUCUCGGGGUAGAAAAAAAUGAGAUGAUGGUGUUUUGUGAUAGUCAAAGUGCCAUUCACUUGACAAAGAACACCAUGUACCACGAGAGAACCAAACAUAUUCAAGUUCGGUAUUACUUUGUUCGAGAAGUUAUAUCCAAUGGAGAUGUGCUCAUUGAAAAGAUAUCAACUGACGAGACUCCUGUGGAUAUCAUGACAAAGACGGUAAGUGGAAUCAAGUUCAAGCAUUGCUUGGACUUGAUUAGUGUCGAAAGUGCUUAAUGCCCCUCGGGGCAUUAUGGCACCAAGGGAAUGAAGCUAUUGGUCCUGA